AUGCAGGAAGCAGGAAGCGUUGCUAGAGCUAGGGUUUCAAGGGUAGCCGAGGGAGGAGAAGAUGCGACGGAGGAAGGAGAUGAUGGAGAUGGGGAGGUGGUUGAUCCUGAUGGGGUUGGGGUCUUGGUAGAGGUCAACCUUUUUGCCAUUGUUGUAGAUGCUUUGGUGUCUUCUCUGUUAGAGAAGCGCAGCUUUGCGAUGGUGGUGGAAACGCAGGCAUUGAUUUGCAUGGUGGUGAGCUGCGUUGUGGUGGUGGGAUUGUUGUGCAGCGGUGAUUUUGAACACAUAAGUAAAGAAGCGCACCGCUUCCGGGCGGGAGAAAGGGGGUAUAUUCUUACUCUCUUGUGGUCUGCCAUUAGCUGGCAAAUGUGUGUUGUGGGAACUUAUGGACUGGUUUCCAUGGUGUCUUCCUUAUAUUCCAUGGUGGUCAGCACUUUAACGCUGCCGGUUAUUCCAGUUUUAGCUCUGGUUAUCUUUGACGAUAAAAUAAAUUCGUUGAAGGUGAUUGGAAUGGUGUUAGGGAUUUGGGGAUUUGUUUCCUACGCUUAUGGAGGAUACCAAGAGUGGAAAAAGGCUGAGGAGGCUCCAUUGCCGACCUCCCCAGCAUAG
Cryptomeria japonica (Japanese cedar) is the source of this 609-nucleotide messenger RNA. Its product is annotated as purine permease 21-like. Gene Ontology annotation, molecular function: purine nucleoside transmembrane transporter activity. The transcript has 2 exons. Gene Ontology annotation, cellular component: membrane. Lineage: Eukaryota; Viridiplantae; Streptophyta; Pinopsida; Cupressales; Cupressaceae. The record is from RefSeq and is a predicted model, not a curated record. Bases 1 to 609 code for a protein of 202 amino acids.